CCCUCACCUCCUCCUUUCCCUUCUCCUCUUCCUUACUGUCCCUUCUUCUCCCAGACAGACCCUGCCCUUUCCUUUCUGUCGCCCGGUCUGCUGUGGAUUGUGUUGUGGAGGACUGGGACGCUCUCUGACAAUGGGAAGCUUUCUCUCUCUCGGCCUGCAAUGCUGACACCUCUCCUCCCUCCUGUCGGGAAUUCAUGUGAGUACACUCUGCUCUUUCACUUCUUUUUUAUGGUGUCGUAUUUCUGCUUUCUCAUCCUGUCUGUGUGGAUUUUGGGGGGGAACCCUAAAUAAUACAAUGACUAGAAUGGGAACAGAUGAAUUAUUGAUUACUCCACCUCUUCCAGCAUCUGUGCAUCAGUAAAUCCCAAAGGUUCUGUACUUAUUAACAGUAAUCCCCCUCUGUUUUGUGCAGACAUUUAUUGUCUUUAUUUGUCAUUUAAACCAGAAUUCAAAGAGUCCAGGUUCAUUUAAGAGCAACUGUUGCUCUAAAACUGCUGUGAUUCUUUCAUGCCUCCUCAACCAGCCCACACACUUCUCCAUUUUAGCUCCUAGGCGGGCCUGGCUGCCGGCUCUCUCUGUGGCAGGUGGGCAUCUGUGCUGCAGUCUGAGGGCUGGGCUCUGUAAUCAAGCAUACAUGCUCUUUUGUUCAGAGGAUUAGUGAUCUCUCACCAGUUUUCUGAUCUGAAUCUGUAAUGGCUGUUUUGCCGGGAGGCUAUGUGAGCCACAUGUGAAUCAGCGUGUUGUUUUCUCAUCCUUGUGAGUCUCUGUGUUGCAUUGUACUGCAGCAACAGCAGCCAAUGCAUCAUUUUGGUAUACCUCUGGCCUAGUCUGAGAGUAGAUGAUAUUCUCAGUUUUUGUGUGAGAUGGCUCAUCUUUGUUAGAAUGACAUGUUGAGCUGGUUUUACCCUGUAGACUGUCUGCUCUGGGUCACUGGGAGGCUGCAGACACUCUUGGAUGCUGAGCCUGAGGGCAGAUACUUAGCAGUGGUUACAUGUCUCACAGUAUCAGUCAGUGUGUGCACAAGAGCCCUGUGUCUUAGUCAAGAAUAUUAGAGUUUGUGUUAGCAUACUGUUUUUAUUUUAAUACCUCAUCUUUGGAGCUAUGAAUACAGGCAUGUUACAGUGAUGAAGAUAUACACAGUUUAUACGUAUUUACCUCCUAAUUGCACCAAAAUGAAACAGUCAACAUCAAAUAUAACUGAUUUCAGUAUUUCUGUCAAUUAUUCAUUUGUCUUGUCUACAAAAUUUAAGAUGGUCUUCUCUGAGUGACUUUAAAAAAACUCCCUAAACGUCUGACCCUCCUUCAGAUGAUGAGGGUUGAUCAAUAAGGUUCAUUUAAAUGUAUGAGGUGCCGCUCUUGAUCAAAGCCAAUCACCAGGCUGUGAAAGUGCCCUCUUUCUAAAUUGAAUUGCCCGAACCACUUCUUUGAGGCCGUUCAUUUCCAUUAAAGUCAGCAUUUUACACCACAUAAUGCACUUUUCAGGGAGUCCUAAUCAUCAGAUACAACCUCAUGCAGUCACAUCAAAGUCUGGGAUGAAAACUCAACAGGAGAUAGCCGUCAAUUCCAUCCCGGAGAUGUUCAGGUUAAUGAUUCCUUAUGUGUGACACUCAGGAUUGUCUGUAUUCAAAGAAAAAACAGAUGGUUCAGCAUAUUGUGUCCCAAAGCAUGGAGCAUAAAUCCCAGCUGUUUUAAUGAUACUCUCCCCUCAGAGACCAUUCACUCUUGAUAUCUGUUUUCUCAUACUAAACUUGUGUUGCUUGUUUUCCUGCCAAAAUCACAUACAGCUCAUCAUAACUUCUGAACGACACCUUGUACAGAUUAAUUAUUUACACCGCACACUGAUCAUUAUCUGCAAAAUAGCGCAACGCAAGAUGAGGAAAUUAUGUGUGUUUGGUCUGGACCUGCUCUCCCAGUAAAGUCUCUUGAGAUAACGCUGGUGCUACAUCACUGAAGAUUGAUUGGCUGAUUGGUAUCUGCACAGGACAACAUGUACAAGACCUCAUGUGAUCGUCUGAAUCUCAAUGCAAGACAGCACAGCCGAUGUGUGGCUCUGACUGCAGGUGGAGGAGGCUCUCGGGGGGGACCUGUGCUGGUGCACUGAUCGACCUUUAAUAAAUCUGCAGUGCAUGUUGUGUCUGCAGACACACUGCCUGCAUGCCGCAUUGUCUCCCACCAGCCUUUGUGGAAGUGGGCUCACGGGGGAUAGAGACAGAUGUCCCCCUGACUCGUUUUUUUUUUGUGUCUGUGUCACUGUUGAUUAAAAAUUCUGCUGACUACUGUAGUGUACAUGAUGUGGUCACUUUCUCCCCUCUCCGCUCAUUAGCUGUCAGAUCUGAUCAGUCUGGGGACAAAGGCAGAAGAAGGAGAGCUGUAACAGUCGGGUCAAGGAUAGUAUGCUGAGGAAUGAGGGCUGUUUUUGUAGUAUGCUCUUUGGAGAUUCAGCAACUGUUGGUGGUGUAUUCCUAUGCAUCAUACUCAGCUACAUAUACCAAAUAAUGCAGCUUUGAGCCCAGAAUUUGGUCAGAUGAGUAACAUCAAAACAAAAGAGCAUGGCAGUCAAAGUUGUUUAUAUGCUGAGUGUGUUAUUUUUAACAUAACUUCUCAGACUCAGACUGAAGCAUGAAGACCAGAAUCCUUCAUGUGAUGCAGUGAGGUGUGAGGGGAGCUUGUUAGUUCGAGGAGCAGCAGGGGUUUUUGAGUUGUCUGAAUAAUGAUUGAUGAGUCAUCAUACUAUAGAGUGGGGCAACCUCACUGAAAACAGAGUGCAGAGUUGGAUUUUCUCAGGUUUUGCAUAAGUUUAAAGUUAUUUUGUUCGCUAUUUUUUCAUCGGAAUCUACAUACCUCCUAAAUAGGACUGGUCGAUAUGGCCUCAAAUCAAUAUCACGAUAUAUUGAGCAGUUCACCUCGAUAACGAUAAAUGGAUGAUAACUACUCCACAAGCUGCUCCCACAUUAACUUGGUCUACUUUAGCCGCCGCAACAACUUUUGAACCGUCCUCCAUCUCCUCACCUGUCUUCCCUCUUUGUUACGGACUGGAUGGGGUGGAGUCACGUGUCUGACGUGGGGCAUCGUCUUAAAGAGACAUGAGACCAUAGCCUACCUCCACACAUCCAAAACCAACUUUUAUUUAUUUAUUUAUUUAUUUGACACUGAAUUUACCGAUAUGGGCAAAAUGAUGUCGGUUCAUGUCAUAAAUUUCGGUAUCGGUAAAUUUUCGGUUUAUCGCCCAGCCCUAGAUCAGGGGUUUUUGAGUUGUCUGAAUAAUGAUUGAUGAGUCAUCAUACUAUAGAGCGGGGCAACCUCACUGAAAACGGUGUGCAGAGUUCGAUUUUCUCAGGUCUUAAGUUCAAAGUUAUUUUCCUCCCUAUUUGAAUUGAAAUACAUUAUUUCUGUCCUGCUAAAUCUAUCAGAAAUGUUGAUUGCUGCUCGGCUGCGUUUACACAGGAACAAUCCCUCAUGAUGCAUGUGCAGAGACACAACAGAUGUGCAUGGAAACAUAAACUACUCUCUAUUUUUAGACACAAUCUCGACAGAAUAUUGUCACCGGCCAACAUUUCCUACUUCAGGUCACUGAGACGCUAACCACUGUUUAUGAGCUGACGGCUCAGAUAAACUUCUGGGACUCUCUCUUUGGUCUGAAGUCUCAGACACUGCAGAUUUAUCAGGGUAGAGGACAGAAAUACAGUCAGAUAGUAUUUCAUAUGUUCUAACUCAGGUACACAGAUAGGGCAGUGUGAAAGGCUGGCUUGUUUUGCCUCAUACAGUUUGAAGAAAUGAGGUUGAAGUUGUUAAUCAAACAGGCAAAGAGGAGUGGAAGGGAAAAUCCUUUUUAUGGCCUUUGGAGUGCAAACAUCCUGGAAUCUGGAGCCGUCACAGCGAGUCAGGGAGUGAUAUUAACUAUCUACUAACUUCAUUUCGCUUCAAAGACGCCAGACGGUUUUCCACUGAGCCUCUCAUGUCAUUAUUCAGCCUUCAGUGGAAUCAUAAGACCGGGGUUACAUUUUAUUAAACAUACAGUAAACAACAGUGGAAUAGAGCUUGUUCCUGCAGUUUCAGAUUUUUAAUGUAAUUUUGAAGAGAAGAGAAAGCAGAAAACAUGCUGAAUGAUAUUGAAUUAAUGGUUUAAAAUAACUAGUAAACCCAAAACACUGAGGAAAGAUGUUGAGUUUUCAAGAUCUUUACUGAUCUGUCUGUGUCAGCCAAAUUAAACAGUUUUAAAGAAGUGAAUUCCAUCUUGAGGAUUUAUUUGGUCUUAAAAAUACGACUUAAAAUACAGACAGAAUACUUUCAAUCUUGGAAAUCUUCAAAUCUAAUCUUGUUCUAGUUUUCUUGACACUUUUUGAGUCGCCUGGCUUACAGCAGAGGUCAUAACUCGUAGGGUCUUUCCACAGACCGUUACGUAAUAGUUCUAUUAAAUUAUUAAAGAGCUGUGGGUGAGAGAGAACUGGAUCGUCUGUUCAGUCAGAGUUUUGAGUAAUUUUAAGUGGGACAUUUUCUCAUCCUCUAAAGAUAACAUCACCGCUGUCAUCCAUUAGUCAAACGUCUUUCUCUUUCACUAAGCGGAGAAAUUCACUGGAGACAGAAAUGGUUGCUGUUUUGUUUGAGAGUGACGAUUUUGCACAAACAGAAACAACUGAACAAGCAGCACUAGUUUGUAGGAGGGUUAGAGAGCGUGGAUGAGCGCUGUACCUGUCCUCGUGAUGGAAAUAAAAUAGAUUAAGUCCAGAUCGAUGUAAAUUUGAGGUCAUGUUGCUGAAAUCCAUUUAAAACAGUCAUAGUCACAGAGAUGCUCAUGUUGAACACAUAAACAACUCACCUUAAGUCUGGAAUCUGAUCUGAUGACCGAGUCUGUGGACGAGCCAUUACUGCCACAAGUCAUACGUGUAAGACAGGGUUUAUGUGCGGUUAUUCGGAGUGUUAGCUUCAUUUACGACUUAGUUAGUCUAGGCGUGAUGGUGUAAUAUUAGUCUGGGAGUCAUAGUGGCAGUAAUCCUGAUGGCAGACGGGGCCAGACCCUGCAGGAGGGCAUUAAGCUACUUAGGCGUAAUUCAGGGUGAGAGUGGAAAGAGAUGCUUGGUGGAGUUUACAAACAUUUGCACUCGGCGGUUUGUCCUCAGGUGACACGCUUUCGUGUGGUAGAGAUACAGCACAGGAGGAGGAGAAAAAAAACACUGACUUUGAUAACUGGGCUGUAUGAAGUGCUGAUCAUGCAGUUCCUGAAGAGGAUCUCGUCACAUGCUGCUUCAAACAUCACAGUGUGCUGCAGAUCUAGGUCUCCACAGUCUGCACUGCUGUCACUGUAAAUGCAUGUCUUAUAUUUCUAUCUGAGCUAUUUUUGUAACUCAACCUAUAACUUACCUCAGCUUUUUUUAGCUGCAGGAUUUUAUUAUUAUUAUUCACGUAUCGUUGAAUGACUUGAAAGUGCACUAGGAAGGCUUGUAAGCUGAAUUUUUUUACUGUAUUUUUUAUGUUCGAAAUGGUGGAACAUUAACAGAGACAUGUUCUCUUCCCUGCAGAAACCCCCAGCCUAAAAUGUCCUCUAUUAUAGCUAUAUACUACAGAUAGAGAUUUAUACAUAUGAGACCAGUAUCUAUGACGGAGUAUUAGGGCCACAUUAAGAUAAAAAGGUAAGACUUUGAGAUUAAAGUCGUUAAUUUACGAGAAUAAAGUCAUUACUCAUUAUUAGUAAAGCACUUUAAAACAACCACAGCUGUAACAAUUAAAACAAUGGAUAAAAUAAAAGCAGAAUUAAAAAGAAAAAUAUAGUUUCAAUGUUUUUAAAAACUGAUUUAAAAACAUAGAAACAAAUAACUAAAAACAAACCAUGAAACACUAAAACAGGAGCCUCAUGCAGGGUUGAAAGCCAAAGAAUAAAAAUGGGUUUUAAGAUGAGUUUUAAAAAUGGACAGUGUGGGGGCUUGUCUGAUUUGGAGGGGUCGCUCGUUCCAUAAUUUUGGGGCUGCAACAGAAAAAGAUCGAUCCUCUCUGAGGUUCAGUUUGGACCUCGGUACCUCCAGGAGCAGCUGAUCAGCUGACCUGAGGCACUGAGCGAGCAGGGGUGUAGGGGUGGAGAAGCUCAGAGAGGUAAGAUGGAGCCAGACCAUUUAAAGAUUUAAAAACAAGUAAAAGAAUCUUAAAAUGAACUCUAAAAUGCACGGGUAACCAGUGGAGAGAGGCCAGGAUGGGAAUAAUGUGCUCCCUCUUACGUACUCCAGUUAAUUAAAAAGUCUCCCUCCUGUAAUAUUUUAUUUUUUUCUCUUCUUCUGGCCUUUAUCCUCUUCCGCAAGUAUCUCUAUCCUUUCUAAGUGUUUGGGAGUAUUUGAGGUUUUCACAUCCACGUUUUGCUCGCUGAAUCCAUACGUUCAUAAAUAUUUAAACACACACAUAUUUCUGCAAUCAUGUCAUCCGCACUCUUUUUGUCUUUGUCUUGUUUCCGGCAGCUUAUUAGAAAUGUAUUCACCUCAUAAACAAGAGGAGGAAGGGGAAAAGGAAAAAGCCAAUAAAAGUUUAAGGACAUUUGGCGUCAGUAUGAAAAAUACAGGGAGUUGUUGGCAGAGGCGUGCAGUUGAGAGGUGACUUGCAGGAUGUACAAAACAGGUUUUAAAAGGAGGAUAAAUGUUAAAUGAGCCACUCCUGUUUGCUUUCUGUUCUCCUUUGCAAAAAAUUAUACCAGAUUUUCUUUGUUUGGGUCUUCAGAAUAAAGUUUGCAGUGACCCAUAAACACAUGCACGGCUACUCAGGGCUGCAGAGACUGUAUUUUACAGAAGGAUCUGUCUGUGGUGAGGCCAGUGGGAGGAACUGAGCCGAGGAGGCUGCUGGGAGAAUGAACUAGUGGGGAGAGAGGAAGGGAGGAAGGGAGGGAGGGAAGGAAGGGAAGGCGGGGGACUGUUGUAACCCUUAAGGCAGCACAGCCAGCGAGAGGGGCGGAGUUUAAAGGUUUGGUUCCUCAAGCUUCCUCCUGAUGUCAGCGUUCAGCUGCUGCAGUAAGAGUCCAUGCAAAAGGGAAAACGGUCCAAAGAGGGGAGGGCUGUUGAGGGGAGAUGGGAGGAGGGGGAGGUAGAGAGGACCGAGGAGGAGGAGGAGGAGGGCUGCUGGUUGUUGGACAGUGAAAGGGCCCGGCAGAGCUCCUUAGUCAGUAGGCCUUGUAAUCACUUGGCAAGGAGCAACAAUGGGGCCUGCGUGCCUGAGAAAAUCCCCAUCUGCAGGACGUCUGUCUGAGAGAUCAGGCCUGCUGAUGCUGCGAGUGCAUUUCUGUGGUUUAGAGAGGGAGGAGAGCGAAAAGAGAGGACAAUAGAGAGAAGGAGAGGAGAUGCAGGGAAGUGAAGAGAUGUGGGGCGGUGAGCUGUGAGCUGGAAUGUCAUUGUUAGAGCUCGCUGCUCUGUGUUUCAGGGACAGCUGCCUCCACGGUCUGCUCGCUCAUGUGAGACAGGCAACCCAGUUCACUGUGAGUUCCCCCGUUCUCCCUUCACACACACACACACACACACACACAUACACUCACAGACAGACAGGUGGUGCCUGAACUCAGCCAGCUGGGAGUCAAGGGAAGGAACUAGGAGGAAUUUGGGGAGUGGCGUUUUCAAGCUUCCUCUUCCUCUCCUUACUCUCAAAGAAAAGAGGCCCUCAGCUAUAUUUGUCAGCCACUGUUCUGAGCUGGAAGGCAGAACGGGAAGCUUCUGCUCUCAGUGCUGCUGGAUCAUGUGCGGGCCUGAUAGUUAGUUCGAGUCAUCCCAGGUUGGGCUGAAAGAGCAGCUCUGUUGAUGCAGCCUCAAAGGAAAAAUUACAAACCCUGCUGUCGGAGUGGCGGAUGAAAGAUGAGGCGAGGCUGAGGAGUUGUACAGUCAUAAGGCGGUGACGCACAAAGAUGGGUGAGUUCACAUUUGCUUUCUGAGGAAACAGGAGUGUGUGGACUUUUGGGAUUAAGCAGAUCAGGACGAUGAUUCCUGUGGGGUGAAUAUUAAGAAACGCAGUUGCAGAGUGACUCCUCUUAGAUGAGUGGACCUGAUUUUGUAUGAUGAGUCAUAUCUGAACCACACUUUUGCUGAAAUGCAGAAAAUUCUGGACUGUUUUUAGCCUGGAAACCAAAUAUUUGUAGAUAUUGCUAAGAGAUGGUGAAGUCCACAGUUAUCUUGUCUUCCUCUGCAUGAUUCUGUAUUCAGUUUUCAUGUUUGGGAUUGGCCUGACCUGAAUCAGGCCUGCAGAAAAUCUGUUUGCACAGCAGGGGGCCUGACACAUCUAACAUGAUGGGCUCACAGAUUUGUCUGCUCACCAUGCAAACUGGUUUCAAAUUAAAGGUGAGCUCACUUCCUGUUUUAGGUUUUUUGUUCACCUUUUUUCUCUGAGCUUCAACGGAGGAAGUCAGGAGGCAAGUGAAUGCUCAAAACUGGUGCAUGUGAUGUCUAAAUCUGGAUAUUAACAGGCAGAGUAUCGAUACACACUGUUUGUAGUUUUCUUUGUGCAGGGAGAGUAAUGUCCAAUAAUAAAAGGGUCUUGUUAAGGCUGCUUAUUUAGUGGUCAGAGAUUGCAGGCUACAGGUUCUGCAGUAUGAGCAUGCGCAGUAGAGGGGGUUUCAAGAGGUGAUUCAAGAGCUGUUUGUGUAAUUGGCAAACCUCCAACAGGGAGGUGUGACUGUGGAGUUGAGGAUGAAACUGUGGAACAUGAUAUAUCUAAGUGUCAAAACUAUAAUAGUUAAAGAGAAAUUCUUUUAAGGAAACUACAGGAAAGUAGAACGAGAGUGUUGAACCUUAAGAAUUUAUUUAGUAUUGGAAAAGGAGAGUAUAAAGCAAACAGAACUAAUAAACAGAAUUUAGUUUGAAGUAAAUAUAAAUUUAUUUUCCUGUAGGAGUAGUAGGGACCUCUGGCUCACACUCCUGCAUGGUAGGUGGCGGUAAUGCACCUCUAACUUUGGUUGCCACCUGUAGUAAAACAAGAAGAAGAAGAAGAAGAACUGUUUGUGUGUGUGUGUGUGUGUGUGUGUGUGUGUGUGUGUGUGUGUGUGUGUGUGUGUGUGUGUGUGUGUGUGUGUGUUCCCGACUUUCAAUAAAGUUCACAACCUGAGAACUAUGACUCUUCAUCGAUCAAUACAGGGAGUAAUCUUUAAUUUGUACACUGUAGAUUUAGCUUCUCCAGACUGUAUGAUUGAUAUGAUGUGCUGCAGGAGAUGUUAGAUCAGAUAUCAGCCAACUGGACCUCUUUUGUUUGUUUACUUUGGAUGAAGUUACUGAGCAUGUGCGUUGAAGGUCUUAAUCAGUGUUAUCAAGAACAGGUGGAGUCACAAAAGGAGUCAAGGUGGAACAAAGCACGCUCCUCUUGGUGAUAUCUCAGUUUGCAUCGACCGCUUCCUCAAUGCGGUACAUAAAAAAUGUAGACUUGAAGUAGUGAUUUGAUUUUCACUCUUUUUCAUCCACUUAGAGCUUUUCACGCCUGCAAUGACACAAAGAUAACAGUCCAUGAAUAUCUCUUAUGAAAUCAAGUAGAGGAUGUUUUAGCUGAAAAUCUGACCUCAGUCUAUGCUCUGGUUUUCAGAGGUUGAAGACGAUACCAUGUGAAGAGCACAAAGACCUCAUGUCUAAUGAUGAGCUCUGUUAUUGUUGUGCUUCAGUUCCUUGAUAAUGGUUUUCAGAGGGUCACUAAGAAUGGAAAACACAGGCCUAAAAUGUUUGUAGUUGAACAUAAAUGCCAGUGUUAAAUUACAAACAAGCUAACCACAACCAGCUGAAAUGUUCAUAACAGAUAAAACAGACUGAUGCUGUUCGGGGGUCCGGCUAAUCCUUCAUGUCUUUAUGUAGAAGAUGACAGAUGUACAACAUGUCAGCGGAUAAUCUGUGUCUGACCCCGUGAUUCAAUUUCAUCCUACAGAAACAUGACCAGACGUCCAAUUUAAACAACUCUCACAUGUAAAAGGGAGGGCAAAGAGGAUUGUGAACGGUUCACAGCAUGUAUGAAAGCAUGUACUCAAAUGUGUGUGUAAAUAGUACACUUCAAACACCGCUGUAAACACAGACAUGUUGGCUCCCAGACUGCAUAUUCGUCACAGCUGAGAGCUCUGCCCUGGGGAGUAAAUCUUUCUUCCACAGCAUUAACUCGAUUAGGAUUCUUAUUUAUGAAGUCAAACAACCUCUGGCUAUGAGGGGUUUGAUGAAAAAAGAGGCUCAACCUACUGACACCGUUUCUUAAAGGAGGGAGAGCAUAAAACACUCACAGACGCAGGACUGUGAUGAGGUUUUAUGAUGUUAGCAGCGUUAUGACUCACUUCUUCCCUGCCCAUGUGGAGGGAUACUGCUCGGAUACGCCCUCCUCCUCCUCGCUCUGUCUGAGUGUUUCUUAAACCUCUGUCUUCUUCUUUCCCCCCUGUCUGUGCAGGUUAAGUGGUCCCCGUGCCCCAUUUGAAUGUCCAUCAUUAUGGCGAAGCGUGAGACCGGCAGCACCAGCCCUGUGGUCCGGCAGAUUGACAAGCAGUUCCUGGUCUGCAGCAUCUGUUUGGACCAUUAUCACAACCCGAAGGUCCUGCCCUGCCUGCACACCUUCUGUGAGAAGUAAGCCUCAAAUCCAAGAUGUGAAAGUGAGAGAAGGAAAAUCCACAAAUCUGCUUUAUUUGAGAAACUCGGCACAAGAAGAGACAUAAAAAUAGUUUAGUGCAUCAUUAUUUUGUCUCUUCCCUUCUGCUUGCAUUAACUGGGAGUCAUUAAAGUGGUGCAAUGUCCCAGUUUUACACGCUCUCCUCAAGCUGUUCUCUCAUCACUAUGGCUUCAGUAUGAUGUUAACAACAACCACUCAGAGCUCACCCGCAAGAAGAGAAAGACGAUAUUCUUAUAAGACUAUGGUGUUAACAAGUAGCACAGAUUUCCAAAGCUCUGGAUAAAUGAUAGUGUGUCUAAGCCGCUUUCCUUCCCAAUUAAACUGUAAAGACCGGAUACUUGUCUUCUCAGCCAGUCUGCACCUUGUUACGGUUAAUGGAUCUUCCUAAAUUCUUCUCUUGUCUUUGUCUAGAUGUCUUCAGAACUACAUCCCUCCCCAGUCUUUAACACUGUCCUGCCCAGUAUGCAGACAGACCUCUAUUCUGCCAGAGAAGGGCGUCGCAGCCCUGCAGAACAACUUCUUCAUCACGAACCUGAUGGAGGUGUUACAGCGAGACCCCGAGUGCAGCCGACCUGAAGCCUGUAAUGUCCUCGAAUCGGCCAGUGCGGCUACAGCCUGCCAGCCUCUCUCCUGUCCAAACCACGAGGGCAAGGUACGCUUAAAGAAAGGAUGGAGGACAUCUCUUUGGAUUUAUGAGUCACAUUACCCACUGCAACAUGACGUUAACCUGUAAUUUGUUCCACUGCACCACCUGCAGGUGAUGGAGUUUUACUGCGAGUCUUGUGAAACAGCCAUGUGUCUGGAGUGUACAGAGGGAGAACACAGGGAACAUGUGACGGUUCCUCUGAGGGACGUGCUGGAACAGCACAAGUCGGCUCUGAAAAACCAGCUGGAUGCUGUUCGUAACAGGUACACUUUUAGGAGUUUGCAUCUUUCUACUCCGAAGAGCUUUGAACUCAAAAAUGUGUGAAAAAUGCCGGAAUAGAAGUUUUAUUUUGUGUUUUUGGUCUUUUGGUUCCUCUUGCAGACUACCUCAGCUGACAGAGGCCAUCGAACUUGUAAAUGAGAUCUCUAAACAGCUGACGGAGCGUAAAAACGAGGCAGUGACUGAAAUCAGCAACACUUUUGAUGAGCUGGAGAAAGCCUUACACCAACGCAAGACCGCUCUCAUUACUGAAGUGGAAAACAUCUGCAGCACCAAGCAGAAGGUCAGAGGUCGUCUCUUUUAAUGGGAGGAAAGAAAAUUCGCUAUAAUACUCGUGUUUUAUCAGCCAUCACUGACUGUCUUCUGGAUUUCUUUUUUUUCAACAAUUUAUUCAUUAACUUUUUUUAUAAACAGUACACAACUUCAAUAACAACAAAAGAACUACAAAUUUCACCCAAACUCGCCCCCUCCCAGAACAAACCCCACAGGCCAGCUCUUACCUACAUCCCUAAAAAAAUAAUAAUCAUAAUAAUUAAAAAAAAAUAACAAUAAUAAUACAGUAUAAAAGAAAAUGUAAUAAAAGCAUUAAUAACAAUAACAAUCAUCAUAAUCCAAAUAAUAAACAAACAAAUAAGUCAAAUAAUUAAAGAAAUAAAAUUGAAAUAAUAAUAAUAAUAAUAAUAAUGAUAAUAAUAAUACAGCAAAAUCCAUGCAGCAGAGGUCAAGACAUUGACAACGGAAAAGCACAGCUACUCCUGCAGAUGUGCUACAACCAACAACCACCAUCACACCACUGACAGCACUUAUCUAGUUACCUGUGAGAAGUUAUCCAGAUGUAUUUUAAAGUUGUCUUCUGGAUUUCUUAGGUGCUUCAGGCCCAGCUGAGCUCUCUGCUUCAGGGCAAAGAGAACAUCCAGAGCAGCUGUAACUUCACCGAGCAGGCCCUGAGCCACGGCAGUGCCACCGAGGUCCUACUGGUGCAGAAGCAGAUGGGGGAGCGGGUCAGCGCUUUGGCGCGUCACACCUUUCCUGAGCAGCCCCAUGAAAAUGGACACCUGGAGUGCCAGGUAGAGACAGAUGGACUGAGGCGCUCCAUCCAGAACCUGGGAGUCCUGAUCACCACAGGUGCUGUUGGUCAUACCAGUGUCGCCACAGGCGAAGGCUUACGGCACGCGCUGGUCGGCCAACACACCACAGUCACAGUCACAACUAAAGACAAAGAUGGAGAGCUAGUGAAGACUGGUAAUGCUGCUCUGAGGGCAGAGAUAGCUUCUGCAGAUGGAGCCUGCACUGAAGCUGAGGUGAUCGAUAACAAGAACGGCACCUAUGAGGUCGGAUACACGAUCCGCUCUGAGGGAGAGUUCUCCUUCUCUCUGCUGCUGUACGAGCAGCCUGUGAGGGGGAGUCCUUUCCGGUUGCGUGCUGUCAAGCCGUCUGAUGUCCUGCAGUCACCAGACGACGUGAAGAGACGAGUCAAGUCCCCGAGUGGAGGAGGAGGUCAUGUUCGACAGAAGGCUGUGCGCAGGCCCUCCAGCAUGUACAGCACCACGAAGAAGAAGGAAAACCCCAUCGAGGACGAGCUGAUCUACAGAGUGGGUGGGUGAAUUAAUGACUGUCUCUGUUAUUUACUGAGGACACAGAAGACAGAUCUGCAUGAGGUUUUCUUUAGAAGCACAACCGCAAAUCAUAUGAAUGUCACUUUGAAAGCCUCACAGUUUAAACAUUUUAGAAGAUAUUUUGAGCAAAGUACAGUAUUGUUGAAAAUCUUGACUUGUGGAAGGUACUGAUGCAGACUUGUGUCUUUUAACAGGAACAAGAGGACGGGAUAAAGGAGAAUUCACAAACCUACAAGGCAUCUCCACCUCCAGUAACGGACGCAUUGUGGUGGCAGACAGCAACAACCAGUGCAUACAGGUCGGUGUCUCAUUCUCCGGAGCUGCAGUACAACUGCAAAGACUUUUCUUCUGCUUUUGGAGUAAAUCAGUUUCCUCUUUUUUUAGGUCUUCUCAAAUGACGGCCAAUUUAAAAUGAGGUUUGGGGUCAGAGGUCGUUCACCAGGGCAGCUGCAGCGCCCCACGGGGGUCACAGUAGACAUGAACGGUGAUAUCAUCGUAGCCGACUACGACAACAGAUGGAUCAGCAUCUUCUCCUCGGAUGGAAAGUUCAAGGUGAGUGUUCCCAUGUGGAGAAAAAUGAUGUAUAACAGACACUGCUGUGAGUUAAUACACUAAAUACAUUCUAUUGCAGAACAAAAUAGGUGCUGGCAGACUAAUGGGACCCAAAGGUGUGGCUGUGGAUAAGAACGGACACAUCAUCACAGUGGACAAUAAGGCCUGCUGUGUCUUCAUCUUCCAAUCAAACGGGAAGCUGGUGACAAAGUUUGGAGCCAGAGGGACGUCAGAUCGACACUUCGCAGGUACUGUGGGGAGAGAUCAGAUGCACACUGAGCGACGCUUCAUGUUUCAGGGCAUGUCUUUGGGCCAGAUUUACAGAUUUCAUUAAGUGUCAUACUUCACAGGAAUGUUGAAUUGUUAAGUGAUCUGCAUGUUUCUGUACACCUUUAGAGUUCAGCUGUAAUAAUGGAGCCCAAGAGGUCACAUUAACUUUUAUUUUUUUUAAUUGCACAUGCAAUUAAGUAUCUCGCACUUACGUUUUAUUAUAUCACAUGUGCAGUGUAGCAUCUUGAACGUGUGUUUUAUUUGUAUAUUGCGCUGGCGUUUUUGUAAAUAAUCCUCCGCUCGCCUCUUUUGUGAGAGAAGAAGAAAGACAGUGUUUUGGACAGAGAGCAGAUUAUCAACAUUUUCUUUCAUUUAGGUAUGAGAUGAUUUAUAGCUUAGCCACAUUUGGUAUCGUUUUGAGUAGGAGACACCUCAUCAGGAUCCUUAAGGCACAGUGACUUUGCCUUCUGCGAUAUUUGGACUUGCAGGAGGUGAUUUUGUUCACUAACAAACAGUUAAAUCGCACCUGUGAUAUGAUAAAACACACGUGCGAUAUACUAAAUCGCAUUAAAAAAACAAGUUAAUGUCUCCUCCUGGGCUCCGUAGUUGUGAGCAUCUGUGUUUUUUCUUUUUUAAUCGUUGUCAUGAACGCACAGUCGGUGAUUCUUCAGAUUGCAUUUUUGGUCUUGUACUGAAAAAAUGCAAAUAUUCAUAAUUCACAUUAGUGCAUGAGAAAAUGUGAUGAAUUAUGUCUCUUUCUGCCUCUGAUGCAGAAGUGAUGUUUGCCUGCAUUCAUAGAAUCUCUUAUUGUUAUGGUUUCAUUUGUUGCACAAACAGUUUGAAUUGCAUCUUAUUUUCAGUUUCAUUUCUCACUUGAACCUUUUUCUUUCUUUUAGACAAAAGUGGUGCAAACAUUGCACUGGAACAAAAGCUUAGUAAAUCUGGCCCUGUUUUCAGUAAGUAAUGACCCCCCCUGUGAACUAAGAUAAUGAAUCUCUGUUUCUUUGAACAUGUGGAUGCCUCCGCUCUGUCAUGUCUCACGUGUCGUCCUCUGUCACCUCUGAGUCUCUUAAUGAUAUCUGUGUGUUUCGUUGAAAGUCCUAAAAUAGUGUGAAGCUUCCUCUGGUAUGUUGUAAAGCAAUGCGAAGGAUGACUCAUCUUCUCUCUCUCUUCCUCUCUCUCUCUCUGUCCCCUGCUGCUUCCAGGUCCUCACUUUGUGGCUGUUAAUAACAAAAAUGAAAUCGUGGUGACAGACUUUCAUAACCAUUCAGUCAAGGUACGGCUUUAUACACAGUAUGUUCUUUAUGAGAGCUCAGCUGCAUUUCAAGUUUGGUUAGAAAAUGUUCAUAUCUGACUUUUCAAAGAGGAAAAAGCUGAAUUAAUCUGAACGUAUAAACGGAAAAGUCAACGUCAGCUGAAUGUAGUUGUGGUAAUUUGCUUUGUAUCCUGUUGUUCUUGACAGUGUUUUAUUCUCAGCUCUUUCUCAAAAUAGAGCGUCAUUCUCUUAUUCCCUUUCCUGUUUGUUGCAGGUGUACAAUGCAGAUGGGGAGUUCCUGUUUAAAUUUGGCUCCCAUGGAGAGGGGAACGGUCAGUUUAAUGCUCCGACAGGAGUGGCCGUAGAUUCCAAUGGAAACAUCAUCGUUGCUGAUUGGGGCAACAGCCGGAUCCAGGUUUGUUUGUUUGAGAAUGAACAUCUUAUAUCCUUUCUUGUACCUUUUAAGUCUAUAAAUUUUAACUUAACUUUAAGUGUUUUAGCAUUUAUCUCUUUCUGGUUUUAAUGACAGGAUAAUGUCUUUUAUUGAGCUAUUUUGAUGCUUGUAUUUUAGCAUCUUUUACUGUUGUUUUUAUUUCAUUUUAUUUAGUAUUUCUUGAAUUUCAUUUUAUGUCACUUUGUUUUUAGAUUUUAACCUAACCUCCAGUGUUUACUUAUCUUGAAUUUUAAAAUGGCGUUUCCUCGGUGCGCACAUUCCUGUUUCUAUAAAAUGAAGCGCUUUUUUAAUUAAUGCAUUUUAAUACAUGUUUCUGUUGUGCUUAGAUCGCGGGAUGGAAAUGACGAGAAUGAAAAGUGCUAUACAAAUAAAGACUGAUUGAUUGAUUGAUACAUCCUACUUAAGUUAUUUACUAACGACUAAUGUGCCUCUUUUUUGCUGUAACCAUUCAGGUGUUUGACAGCUCAGGGUCCUUCCUGUCCUACAUCAACACAUCAGCAGACCCCCUUUAUGGACCCCAGGGCCUGGCCCUCACCUCUGAUGGUCAUGUGGCGGUGGCGGACUCUGGGAACCAUUGCUUCAAGGUGUACCGCUACCUGCAGUAAACUCCUGCAGGGAGAGCCAUCUUCACCACUGACAAGCACUGACAACGACACGACUAAUGUAUUCCACAGGGUGCAAUGACCUUUACAAACACAGCCUUUCGACGUGCACAUCAGCUGAUCCUCCUGGAUAUAAAUACGUGUUUGAUCCUGAGUUUACUCCUUAUGAUGUGUAUUUAAAGGUGUUUUUAAAGUUGGGCAAUGUAGCAUCCUUGGCACAUGUACUGAACAUAACGCUUUGGGCUGGUUUUCCAUCCUGAUGUUGGAACUAUUAAACUCGACCUAAAGAGAGGCCGGACAGGGUAGGAGAUAGAUUCAAGUAUUUAAUGAGCCAUAACUUGUCCAAAUGCAUGAAGUUUUCUGUUAUCUUAAAGCCUAGCCAACAACACAGUGUACACAUCGGUUGCUUUUCUCAUGAACUAGUUAACGCUUACAGUGAAAUGAACAGUGCGACGCUUCUUCAGCAAUGAAAUGUAAAAUUCCUUAUUUACUGGUAUCUCACAUAGAAAUGUCAUCAUCACCAUCUGUGCAUUGAUUUGCUGUAUGUAUUGUAUAUACGACAUAAAUGUAUAUUGUGUAUAUUAGAUCACUCUGUAUCUAUGUGCUAUGAUUUGGCCUUUUUUUGGCUGUCCAGAUGGUAGCGGUCAAGGACUCCAGGAUUUUAAAACCUUGUGGAUGGCAGCUGUUAAGAAGAGUGCUUUUAAACAUACACAGCACAUGCUUAAAGAAGAGUGUCAUAUUUAUUGCUAAUGUAAUCAGCACAAUUUUCUUUUUCUGUUUUUGUUAAUAUUUGUUGUUUCAAAGGGAGAAAAUAAAGAAAAAAUGCUAAUUUAUUUUAUUUCAUACACUAGCUCAGCCUUUGUAAAUUAUUUUUCUAAAUUUUGUUUUUCUUUAGAGCUUUAUACUUAAUCCCUUUACCUGAUAGAGAAACUUCACUGUAAAGCAGAAUUCAUUUCCUCUCGUCAUCUGUGUCAUACAGAUCAGUGUUUGUGCACAUGCAGAUGAGACGCAGCUCUAAACUGGUCUUUGUUUUCGUUUUAGAUACCAUAAAAGAGAAAGUGUAUCUGCUCAGAAUACUGACGCUCAUGAUAAGGUGGUUUUGCCUUCAGCUAAACCACAAAACAAUACACAUAUCUCAGGAAAUCCAUCCAAAUUUAACAGCCACAUCUGUGUAAUAAUCUUAUUUUUCUUUCUCUUUAUUUUUUAGAGUCCAGAACAGAAACAAUAAGAUGGAAAUGAAGUCUGCUUUGAAGUGCUGUUUUUGUUUUUUGGCUUUUACAUGAGGAACAGUGACAAAACUCUGAUAAUAAUUUAUUAGACAACAUUUUCUAAAUAACUCAUCCACACUUAGGAAUACACUUGCCUAUGAAACUGUUAUAUUGUACAGCUAAAAGACAAAAAACAAAGUUUCUGCCUGCACUAUUUAAAGCCAUGACACCCUAGAACAAACCUGUACAUGUAGAGCUGUCUCUGCUCGUGCUCCCCCUAGUGUCCACUCUGUGUAAUAUCAUAAGAAAACCUGGUGCCACAGCAGAAGAAAGACCAGGUGCAGGACUGAAGCAACUUCCUGAUUUUAAAUAUCCCUCAGCUCUGUGUUUAACAUCUGAACCCUAAUAAUCCCUCUUCUGGAGCUACAGGUUAUAACCCGAGGUCACCGGGUCUUUAACCAGGGAGCUGCUUCUGCUCAUGCACCUGAGAUCUUGUUUGACUUGUUGCCAAACAGGAGUCCACUGACUUCUCGAAGGAGUCUGAGGCUCACCGUUAUGACAUGUGUCUGAUAACAUUGAACACUACGCUGUUUGUGUCACACCAUUACAAACUAUAUUGUUUUCUCUAUGAAUAUGCACUGGUAAUAAAAGCACAUGGUUUACUGAGCUGCCG
Xyrichtys novacula (pearly razorfish) is the source of this 18133-nucleotide messenger RNA. Lineage: Eukaryota; Metazoa; Chordata; Actinopteri; Labriformes; Labridae. The record is from the annotation of a GenBank genome assembly.